Molecule: messenger RNA, 1168 nt
Organism: Zingiber officinale
Lineage: Eukaryota; Viridiplantae; Streptophyta; Magnoliopsida; Zingiberales; Zingiberaceae
Exons: 8
Coding region: 119-1009 (296 amino acids)
Molecular function (GO): hydrolase activity, acting on ester bonds
Source: RefSeq, a predicted model, not a curated record
AAUUCUGGGAGGCUAAUUAAAAGAAUUGGCUGAGUAAAAUUCCCGAUGCGAAUUCCGCAGGCCGCGCGAGUGGAGUCAACGUGGGGGUGUCGUCAGUGUGGAAGGCUAGACUCGGGCGAUGAGGCUUUUCGACGCUCACUGCCACCUCCAAGACCGGAGGAUCGCCGCUGUCGCACCGCAGCUGAUCCGCGUAGCCCUCGACUCCGGCGUCCAACGCUUUGUCGUCAAUGGAGUCUCGGAGGAGGACUGGCAUAUUGUCAAGCAGAUGGGGGACGACUACCCUAGCAUAGUUCCAUGCUUUGGUCUUCAUCCUUGGUUCAUUGUGGAGAGAUCUCCAAAUUGGUUUAAUUCGCUGAAGGAAUUCCUGGUUGAUACACCGGCUGCUGCCGUCGGAGAGAUUGGGCUUCAUAAAGGUGCACAUGGUAAACUGACUGAUUUCUCAGAUCAGGUUGAUGUGUUCAAGCAACAACUUGAACUUGCAAAAGUGUUAGAGAAACCUGUUUCUGUCCAUUGUGUUGGUGCCUUUGCAGAACUUCUAGAUAUCAUGUCCUGUACUGGGCCUUUCGAAGCAGGCGUUAUUCUGCAUUCCUAUAUAGGGUCGGCUGAGUUGGUCCCUUGUUUAGCAAAGUUGGGCUCAUAUUUUUCAUUUUCUGGGCACCUCACAUCCAUGAAGCCAGAGAAAGCAAAGAAAGUUGUCCAGUCAGUACCUAAAGACAGAAUUUUGAUUGAGACAGAUGCGCCUGAUGGAUUGCUAAGAUUGAAAACAGAUCAUUUAUUUUCAAUCCCUGAUGUUCCCAUAACAGAGUUGGAAGAACAAUCUGGAGGUUCUGUUCCGCAGCCAGCAAGUCUGUCAAGGGAAGGACUAAAUCAUCCUGCUAACAUUCAUAGUGUUUUGAAUUAUGUUGCGACGUUGCUGGAAAUGCCUGAGGAACUACUAGCUGAGCUAAGUUUCCAAAAUGCCUCUCGCUUAUUCUCCUAUCCCGGUUCAAAGGUUGGUUGUGAUGGAUGAAGCUUGUUCAACUUCUAGUGGGUAGCUGCUAAGCCAGUACUGGAACCAUCCGCUUCUACUCAUGGUUAUUUGCAGGUCUUAAUAUUAACGACUCCCUCUUGUAAAAAUAUUUUGUAAAACUGACUGCAGUUCUUUUUAAAUAAAAUCUAUUUACUUGUC